UGGAUUUGCUAGAUUCGGGCUCAUCUCUGAAUGACUCCACAAAGAAAUAAUAAACACGAUCAUGCACAAACGUGUAGCAUCUCACAACGACAAGCAGGUUCCACGUCGAUAGUAUCGUUCGCGAAGUGAACUUGAGUAGAUGGUGGUUUUCCGAAGUAAAACGGUGCGACAAAUUUCAAAGCAUGCAAGUGCGCGUCUGUGUUUUAAUUUUAAUUAUUUUGUUUGCCAUCAACGACACUUACCAACAAGAUCCCCUACAAUGUGGAUUACCGCAGAUCAGCAGAACCGAACUGAUAGUGAAGGGUGAUGAUACCGCACCGGGAUCGUGGCCCUGGCAUGUGGCUUUAUACCACAGGAAGGGUCGAUCAGACAGCUACGCAUGUGGUGGAACGCUUAUCAGCGAGCAGUUUGUGCUAACGGCAGCGCACUGUGUUCUUCAUCAAGGGAACCGACACCAGUUGGCCAAUAAUAGGAUUUUCGUUCGGCUAGGAGUACAUGAUUUGAAUAUUCUGAAUACCCAAACCUUGCAGCAACAUGAGAUCUAUAAAAUUUAUAAAUCAGAUAAUUUUACGGGACUGGACUUCAAUUAUGACAUUGCCAUACUUGAACUCACCACAUUGGCCAAAUUCAACGAUUAUGUGCAACCGGCUUGUAUUAGCAUCUCGGAUAGUCUCACCGGACAGUUCGGAACGGUGGUGGGCUGGGGAAUUACGGAAGAUGAUGUGACUUCACCGAUUUUAAAAAGCGCAAGAAUGCCGGUCGUCGACAGUAUAACUUGUCUCGAAAGUAAUCGAGCCGUAUUUGGGGCAACUUUGAACAACGGCAUUUUUUGCGCCGGAUAUACGAACGGUACCAGUGUGUGUAACGGCGACAGUGGCGGAGGAAUUUUUUUCCAAGUGGGUAACCUCUGGUACUUGGGUGGCAUUGUGUCCUACGCGCAAAAACGGUCUGACAACAGUAAUCUGUGCGAAACUAUGAGCUAUGGAGCCUUCACAAAUGUACGCGCUUAUCUGACUUGGAUUUCUUCGAUAACUAAACUUGUUUUCCAUACAAACAACGACGUGCUGACAGCGGAUGACUUACGUCCCGAUUUUGGGCGGUGCGAACCAAGAGACGUGGACCCAUCAUUAACCUACCCGAACCUACUGCCCCGGAACUGUGGAAUUUAUAACACCAAUCGGAUUAUUCAGGGCCAGAAAACGAACGUUUUUGAGUUUGCGUGGAUGGCAAUAAUUAGAUACAAUUUGGAUCAGGACUAUGAGCUAGACAACUUAUGCACAGGAACUCUCAUCAGUAGACGUUACGUUCUGACAGCAGCCCAUUGCGUGAGGUCUAGUAAAGCACCCAAAAAAGUGAGAUUAGGAGAACAUACAAUUGGGCAAGACAGAGAUUGCAAUGGCUUAGGUGACGACAGUGACUGCGCUCCGCCUGUCCGUGACUACGGGAUCGAAUGCAUCAUCAGACAUCCAAGCUACAGCCCGCGCCAAAGAUUGCACAACAUUGCUCUGAUUAGGCUCGAUAGGGAAGUUCAACUCGAUGAUCAUAUCCACCCGAUUUGUUUACCGGUUACGGAAGAUUUAAUGCAGCUCAAGCCUGAAAAAUACAUCAUUACCGGAUGGGGCAACACGGAGCACGGUCUGCCAUCUAAGGUUUUGCUGAAAACGGUGGUCCGGUUAGCUAACCGAUCCACCUGCCAAAACUGGAUGAAUAUCGCUGGAUGGAAGUUGGAUCCGAGCCAGCUUUGCGUGGGUGAAAUGGAUGGCGCCGAUUCAUGCCGAGGGGAUGGCGGUGGACCAUUAGGCUUCAGUGUCCGCUACAAUGGGCUGCGUUUUGUGCAGUUUGGAGUUGUCUCGUUUGGGUCCGGGUGCGGUGCUGUUCCGUCGAUCUACACCAACGUGGCGCACUAUAUGCCGUGGAUACGGGCAAAUAUGAAGACUUGAGAUUAAAAAAUGGAGGUUUAGGCCAACUUCACGUAUUUUUAGUGUCAAUAUCAUGUGCGAAUUAUAAGCUACAACGUGAUCAAUGAGUUCAGAUACACUUUCAAAAAUGGAUAAAAAAUGCAAACAAAUACCAAUAGAGAGAGUCUUGCGGGUUUCUUCCAAAGUACUGCACAGUGAUUUCGUGGAAGUGUUACAGUAUGUUAAGCUCCAUAUUUAGAUUAUUUUGUAUGAUUAAUCCCCCUAAAAGUGAGAUGCAAAUUUUCUUGCCUCCGACUCUGAAGUGAGGUCUCCAAAAAAGUUGUAGAAUAAGUUGCUACCAAAAAUUGUACAAAACUCCAGAUUACACAGCUGGUAUGGUUUUUGAAUACAUUGGAAGGUGGUUAAGCUAAAAUGAAGGGGAGAUAUUUCGAAUCAUAAGCUGUAGUUAAUCAUCACAAACAGUAUGUACUUCCAAAAAAUAUCAUGAGACAGUUGAUUCAUAAAAUCUUUGGUAUUAUAUUACACUUUGAAAGUUUAUUCGACCUUGUUGAUCACGAUGUCCAGGAGGCGAAUUGGGUGGGAAUUAUUAGGAGAACGAAAUGUUGCGGUGAGAGUAUGACCAAUGAUGCUGAGGUCGUGGUAAUAUUAGUGAGAUGUUGAAAAUGAUGAGUGAAAUUGAAUGCAGGCGAUUUUUUCAAUGUCAGAACAUUUUUUGUUUUAUCAAAACGUCCAGUAAAUAGAAGGAAAGCUGUGAGAAGAAAAUAAAAAUUGGGGAUAACGUAGAAACGAAA
Messenger RNA from Armigeres subalbatus, 2710 nucleotides. Its product is annotated as prostasin-like. Gene Ontology annotation, molecular function: serine-type endopeptidase activity. The record is from RefSeq and is a predicted model, not a curated record. Gene Ontology annotation, biological process: proteolysis. Bases 183 to 1940 code for a protein of 585 amino acids. Lineage: Eukaryota; Metazoa; Arthropoda; Insecta; Diptera; Culicidae. The transcript has 4 exons.